AAUGCACGCAGUUCCUGAACAUGUCACAAUCGGACUUCCAAGAGAAGGAUUAUAAACAUUUGAUGAUCAUACAGAAUUAGCAAAACAUCCAGCACCAUAUAGAAUCAAGGAAAUUGAAGGUUUAAUUUUACAUUAAGUUGAAUAGUCUAAUAUACUGAUGAACAUAUCAUUGGAACAGUCUUCAAGUAUGCUGAUGCCAAGGGACACACCAUUGAUGGUCAUGAUAUUGAAAAGUUCAAACCUUUUGGACAUUUGUUUGGUAAAGUGCACAAGAAGCACUUCAAGAUUGAUGAUGGUAAUUGUACAAUUAUAAUCAUUAGAUGAUGAAAUUCUUGAAAUUUCAGGACAUGCUGGUGCUAGAAUUAACGAGUUGAAGUUCAAAACCUAUAAAGGAAAAGAGGAAUCUUUUGGUGUUAAGAAUGGUGUUCAUUUCAUUUAUUCUUUCCCUGGACACACUUUUGGAGCUGUCUCAGGUGGUUAUGAAAAACAUUUGGAUUUCAUUAGAAUUCAUGUUAAUGAACUUCCUCCUGCUAAACACCAUUUGAAAAUUAUCAUUGUCAAGAGUUGAA
Paramecium pentaurelia is the source of this 569-nucleotide messenger RNA. The record is from the annotation of a GenBank genome assembly. Lineage: Eukaryota; Ciliophora; Oligohymenophorea; Peniculida; Parameciidae.